UGAAGUGCGCUUUCUUUGAUUACAAACACUCUCCUUUUCAAAAUGUCCCUCACAGAAUUUGCCGUUCUGCUUGUGCUUAUUGCAGCCUUUUGGCCGUUCCUCCGUCUCUGCAAAACCAUCUUCCCCAAAACCUCAGACAGCCACCAAAAACCACCGCCUGGUCCUUCAGGCCUCCCUGUCAUAGGCCAUCUCCACAUGCUAGGAAAACUCCCACACCAAACUCUCUACAAGCUGUCCCAAAAAUACGGUCCCAUAAUGUCCCUCCGUCUCGGCUCCGUUCCCACUAUUGUAGUCACCUCUCCAGGCGCCGCCGAGCUCUUUCUCAGAACCCAUGAUGCUGUUUUCGCCAGCCGGCCCAAGAUGCAAGUUGCGGAGAACUUAUGGUAUGGCAGCAAAGGCAUGAUUUUUACAGAGUAUGGGGCGUACUGGCGGAAUGUCAGGAAGUUUUGCACACUGGAGCUUCUGAGUGCCUCGAAGAUCGAUUCCUUCGCGGGGCGGAGAAGGAAGGAGCUGGGGAUGCUGGUGGAGUCACUCAGGAAAUCUGCGGGGGCAGGGGAGGUGGUGGAUGUUAGCGAAAAGGUGGCUCAUCUGACAGUGGACAUGACUUGUAAGAUGUUGUUUGGGGAGAUCAUAAAGGACAAGUGUGAGUUGAAUGAGAUUAUACACGAGAUGGCAGAGAUCAUGGGAGCCUUCAACAUUGCGGAUUAUGUGCCCCUUUUGGGGGCACUUGAUCUCCAGGGAUGGACUCGGCGAAUCAGGGCAGCUAGCAAGGCAGUAGACAGAAUCUUGGAAAAUAUUAUUGAUGAUCAUGAAGAAGAUGCUAGUAAAGGCCACAACAAGCCUCAUGGGGAUUUUGUUGAUAUCAUCCUAUCUUUGAAAAACAGUGAAAGGAGCACUCAUGAGCAUUUGGCGCAAAUCGUUGACAGAACAAAUAUCAAAGCAAUCUUGCUGGACAUGAUUUUCGGAUCCAUAGAUACCUCCCAAAUUACAAUUGAAUGGAUCAUGUCAGAGCUUAUGCGGAAUCCAAGGGUGAUGCAACAUCUCCAAGCAGAAAUCAGGAAUGUGAUAUCAGAUUGCGAAUUUGUGGAAGAAUCACAUUUGUCAAAGCUGACCUACCUAGAUAUGGUAGUCAAGGAAGGCAUGAGACUCCAUCCAGCAGGACCACUGUUGGUUCAUCAUGAGUCUAUGGAGGACAUUAUGAUUGAUGGCUAUCACAUACCGAAGCAAUCCCGUAUCAUAGUCAAUAUCUGGGGCAUGGCAAGAGAUCCGAAGAUUUGGUCUGCAAAUGCUGAAGAAUUUUGUCCUGAAAGAUUUAUGGACAGUAACAUAGAUCUUCGGGGGAAGAACUUUGAACUCAUACCAUUUGGUUCAGGACGAAGAGUUUGCCCAGGUAUGUACCUGGGCCUGAUAAAUGUGAAACUGGUAGUAGCUCAAUUGGUACACAGCUUCAACUGGGAGCUACCUUCUGGCAUGUCUCCUGCUGAGUUGGAUAUGGAUGAAAUGUACGGUGCAACAGUGCCAAGAGCAAACCAUCUGCUUGCUGUACCAACUCUUCGCUUUCCAUAAUUUCCAUUUUAUUUCAAUCAUGUUUGCUUUAUCUGCUAAAUUGAACUGUUAGACUUUCAAACUCUUCAGGAAAAAUGUAAUGACUAAAACAGCUUUGCACCAGCUGGUUUGUUUGUUUCAUUUUUUUUCUUUUUUAAUUUUAUUUUAUCAGCAGUCGAGUUUGAUCAUA
Messenger RNA from Daucus carota subsp. sativus, 1735 nucleotides. Its product is annotated as cytochrome P450 CYP736A12. Lineage: Eukaryota; Viridiplantae; Streptophyta; Magnoliopsida; Apiales; Apiaceae. Bases 43 to 1566 code for a protein of 507 amino acids. The transcript has 2 exons. The record is from RefSeq and is a predicted model, not a curated record. Gene Ontology annotation, molecular function: iron ion binding; monooxygenase activity; heme binding.